Messenger RNA from Helianthus annuus (common sunflower), 685 nucleotides. Its product is annotated as ribulose bisphosphate carboxylase small chain 4, chloroplastic-like. NCBI's taxonomy places the organism in Eukaryota, Viridiplantae, Streptophyta, Magnoliopsida, Asterales, Asteraceae. The record is from RefSeq and is a predicted model, not a curated record. The transcript has a single exon. The coding region runs from base 37 to 573 and encodes 178 amino acids.
AAACAGCUCAAUUUAGUUUCAAACCCAAAUACUACAAUGGCUUCACUUUCCUCAUCCACCAUGGUCACCGCAGCCGUCCCAACUCAAGCCACCAUGGUGGCUCCCUUCACCGGACUUAGGUCCACCGCCGCUUUCCCUGGCACCAAAAAGGCGGAAAACGACUUCUCUUCCCUCCCCAGCAAUGGUGGAAGAGUGCAAUGCAUGAAGGUGUGGCCGCCACUCGGAUUGAAGAAAUACGAGACUCUUUCAUACCUUCCAACUCUAACUGAGGCCCAGUUGGCUAAGGAAGUCGACUACCUUCUCCGCAACAAGUGGGUUCCUUGUUUGGAAUUUGAGUUGGAACACGGGUUUGUCUACCGUGAGAACCAUAGAUCGCCAGCGUACUAUGAUGGCAGAUACUGGACAAUGUGGAAGUUGCCCAUGUUUGGGUGCACUGAUUCCGCCCAGGUGCUAAAAGAGCUUAACGAGUGCAAGAAGGAGUACCCAAGCGCAUGGAUCCGUAUCAUUGGAUUUGACAACGUCCGUCAAGUCCAAUGUAUCAGUUUCAUCGCAUCUAAGCCUGAUGGAUAUUAAUCAAGAAACAUUACUUUUCUUUUUUUUUUUUUUUUUUUUUUUUUUUUUUGCAUUUACCAUAAGAUGUAUUGCAUUUUUUGAACCAUGUUAUAUCAUUACAUUGAUCUUACAA